Molecule: messenger RNA, 5675 nt
Organism: Ictalurus punctatus (channel catfish)
Lineage: Eukaryota; Metazoa; Chordata; Actinopteri; Siluriformes; Ictaluridae
Gene: gad1b
Product: glutamate decarboxylase 1b
Exons: 17
Coding region: 536-2320 (594 amino acids)
Biological process (GO): GABA biosynthetic process
Cellular component (GO): cytoplasm; presynaptic active zone
Molecular function (GO): glutamate decarboxylase activity; pyridoxal phosphate binding
Source: RefSeq, a predicted model, not a curated record
UUAAUUGCUCUAUAAAGCCGCGACAGUGACUCCAGGCUCCUGUGCCAUUUCACUGUCUGCCUCCAGCACAAAGUGGAUUUUGUUCCAGCGUUGGAAAUUUUCGGGGUGACUCAUAGACGUGUGUGUGUGUGUGUGUGCGCGCGUGGGCGUGCGUGCGUGCGUGUGCGUGUGUAUGCGCGCGCGGAACGCAUAAAUUGAGUCGAUUCACGCGCUUGCGGUGAGAAAAAAAAAAAGAGAGAGAGAGAGAUUUCAUCCAGAAGAGGCUUGAACCGGGGUUUGUUCAGUUUGGUGUUCCUUGGGAGAUUUUUCACCUGUUUAUAAAGAAGAUAAUAAACCUCACAAACACCCACCCACACGCGCUCUCGCGCUCGCUCUCUCUCUCUCUCUCUCUCUCUCACACACACACACACAGACACACUCACACACACAUCUCUCUCUUGGGUUUGCUGGAUUGUUGCCUACAGAGCUGGAGAGAAAGUCUGCGAAACACACCUGUAAACGCAGUGUGUCUUUGGUGUGAAAAGCGCUCAAUCUGAUGAUGAUGGCGGCUUCGGCUUCAUCCUCCUCCUCUUCCUCAGCCGUCGAAGUGGAUCAGAGCUCUGCUAAUCUGCGACCUCCAGCCUCGGCAUGCGAUGGCUGGUACGGGGUCGCGCACGGCUGCACCCGCAAACUGGGCAUGAAGAUCUGCGGGUUUCUGCAGAAGAACAACAGCUUGGAGGAGAAAGGCAGGAUGAUGGGAUCCUUCAGAGAGAAAGAGCAGAGUCAUAACAGGGAGAAUCGGGAGAAGGAAACACGCUUCACCCGCACCGAGACUGACUUCUCCAACCUGUUCGCCCGGGAUUUACUUCCUGCUAAAAAUGGUGAAGAGCCGACUAUGCAGUUUCUCCUCGAGGUCAUGGAGAUCCUCACCAAUUACGUCCGCAAGACCUUCGACAGAUCCACCAAAGUUCUGGACUUCCACCAUCCACACCAGCUCCUGGAGGGCAUCGAGGGCUUCAACCUGGAGCUCUGUGACCAGCCUGAGUCACUCGAGCAGAUCCUCGUGGACUGCAGGGACACGCUCAAGUACGGGGUCCGCACAGGUCACCCAAGAUUUUUCAAUCAGCUCUCCACUGGCCUGGACAUCAUCGGCCUGGCUGGAGAAUGGUUAACAUCCACUGCUAACACUAACAUGUUCACCUACGAGAUUGCGCCUGUGUUUGUGCUGAUGGAGCAGCUGACGCUGAAGAAGAUGAGGGAGAUUGUCGGCUGGCGUAACGGCGAAGGAGACGGACUUUUCUCACCGGGUGGUGCUAUAUCAAACAUGUACAGUGUGAUGAUCGCCCGCUAUAAGUAUUUCCCCGAGGUCAAAACCAAAGGCAUGUCGGCUGCACCGCGCCUCAUUCUCUUUACAUCAGAACACAGUCACUAUUCGAUCGCCAAAGCUGGAGCGGCCCUGGGUUUCGGUAAAGAAAACGUCAUCCUGCUCAGUACCGAUGAAAGGGGUCGGGUCAUACCUGCAGACCUGGAGGCUAAAAUCAUCAGCGCCAAACAGAAGGGUUAUGUUCCACUCUUUGUGAACGCGACAGCCGGUACUACAGUGUACGGAGCGUUUGACCCCAUCAACGACAUCGCAGACAUCUGCGAGAAAUACAACAUGUGGCUCCAUGUGGACGGUGCAUGGGGUGGCAGUCUGCUGAUGUCAAGGAAGCAUCGUCACAAGCUGAACGGCGUCGAGAGAGCGAACUCGGUCACGUGGAACCCACACAAGAUGAUGGGAGUGCCACUGCAGUGUUCAGCCAUCCUGGUCAGAGAGAAGGGAAUUCUGCAGGGCUGUAACUCCAUGUGUGCAGGUUACCUGUUCCAGCCUGAUAAACAGUACGAUGUGACGUAUGAUACGGGAGAUAAAGCCAUCCAGUGUGGCAGACACGUGGACAUCUUCAAAUUCUGGCUCAUGUGGAAGGCCAAGGGAACAGUUGGAUUUGAGCAGCAUGUCGACCGGUGUCUGGAGCUCUCUGAGUAUCUCUACAACAAGAUCAAGAAUCGCGAGGGUUACCAGAUGGUCAUGCAAGGAGAGCCCCAGCACACCAACGUGUGUUUCUGGUACAUUCCACCCAGUUUGAGGAACAUCCCAGACGGAGAGGAGAGAAGGGAACGACUGCACAAGGUGGCGCCAAAGAUCAAAGCGAUGAUGAUGGAGUGCGGCACCACCAUGGUGGGCUACCAGCCGCAGGGAGACAAAGUCAAUUUCUUCCGCAUGGUCAUCUCCAACCACGCUGCCACCAAGUCGGACAUCGACUUCCUCAUCGAGGAGAUCGAGAGACUCGGACAAGACCUGUGAUAGAGCCGUGUUGUGGAGGAACGCUGGACUGCAGCCCCGUUUAACAUCCAAUGAGUGUAAACCUGUGCUGUGUCCCUGUUUAACGGUUUAAAUGUACUUUUAAAGUGCACUACGUCCUGUCAAACUGGUAGAAGUGUCUAGAAGCAUUGAGGCCUAAUCUGCACUAACACAAGUAAAUCUGAAUACACUCUUUAUUAGUUUUGGCCACACUUUGCAAGUGUUUUCAAUUUCCCAAUUUUUUCCCCAAACCUGAAAAUGAUAGAAACAGCAUGCUGAGCAUGCACACUGGACGUCUUUUAAUAUUUACGUUUCUGCCGGUUAAAACAUGCUUUCUGCAAGCCACAGUGUCACUUGUCCACUAUACAAAUUGGUAAAACAGGGUCACCGGUUUUUUUUUUUGUUGUUGUUUUUAUAUUACUGAGGGUAAUAUUGCCACCUCACAGCUCCAGGGUUCAAUCCUGAGCUCUAUGUGGGGUUUCUUGGGGAGCAUGUUCCUCUGGGUUCUAGCAUUUCCUCCCACCUGGUACGCAAGUUGACUACACAAAAAAACUGCCCCUAGUCAAGCCUGGUAUUCCCGGGAUAGACUCCAGAUCUGCUGCGACACUGGCCACGAUAAAGUGUUCACUGAAGGUGAAUGAAUACAGAAAACAAAGUAAGUUCCACCAUCAUGGAAUUGUGGAGAUCACACGACAAUCAUAUAUCAAUGUUUUCGAAUUUCAACCCCAAAACGACCUUUCAGCAGUCAUUAGUCAGACGAGUCAGCAGUGCAUGAAUACUUUGACACUGGGAUAACGGGAUGUUUUCCCACUCUCCCAAAGUCUCCUGCAUUCCGGGUUUUAGUUAGUGAAUUCUGAGCUGUCAGAAAGUCUCUAAACUUCCUAUUUAAACGUUUACAUGAACACACACGUGUUCAUGUAGCCAGUUGCAUCACUUCUGGGCUUGUUUAGUGCCAUUUAGGAGCUUUCUGACAGCCCAUAUCUCACCAACCAAACCAACUGGGAACAUAAACCUGUGUCCGAGUGCAUAAUGUAUAGAAAUUGGAACGUUAGGCUACAUUUGAGUCACGACUGAUCGAUUGUAGCACCAGUUUCAAUUCUGUUAAAGACUAGACAGAAGUACUAACGUUUAUGUUUUCAGGUUCGUCCAUUCUGAUGGAUUUCGGCAGUCAAAAAAUGGUGUCUUAAUGUGUACGGGAAGGCAAAAGAAUACGAAAAGAUUUGCCCGUCUUAGUGUGGACUAGACCAUAGUGAUUGAUGAUGAUUGGAGAAACAGCAAGGUUAUUAAUAUUACUAGACAUUUCAAACCUACACAUACAAAUCAGUCCAUAUGUAAUAAUACUACAAAUAAUAAUAAUAUCCUCAAAACCCACGCCGUGUUGUUUUAGUCACAUUUCCACCCAUAUAUACAGUAUACGUAUAUUUAUACUAACUAUAUAUUAUGUGUAAUGGGACAUUUACAGUGCUUCAGGUUGUAAAUAUAUAACAAAGACGAGCAAGGCGCACCACCCUUUUAACCGAGUCUGAUCUUCUUCCUGUGUACGUGUGCACUGUGGCGUCUGUUGUCGUGUUUCUAGAACUUGUAGGUCAGUGAGGACGGACAGCCCUGUUCCUGGAGAUCUAAACUCCCACACGCUAUUGUAUCAGGAAAGGAACCGAGCCGUGAGACUGUAAAUCUCCAGGAGCCGGGCUGAUCAUCACUGCUGUAGAUCUUAUGUUUAAUGAGCACCUUUGUGAGGUGAAAACAUGUCUUCAGUCUCCAGUAGAAAUGGUCUAUGACAAUAACAACGCGUUCAAAUGGAACUUGUCGAUCCAUGCUUCCGAAAUCAUACCUUUGGCACGCAAGUGGUUCAAGUCGUGAGAGCACUGUCGUUAGGCAACGACGAAAUGCAGACACCGAGCAUAAAGCUGAAUUUAUGAUAUAAUGGUGGGAGUAACCAUAAUUAUCGUCUUCCAGUCGGAAGUUUACUUGUAGCCGGUUAGCUCACUUCCGGGUUUGGUUAGUGAACGCUGGGCUGUCAGAAAGCUCUAAAACUUCCAACUCGGCAAUGCAUGAAUGCUUUGAAAUUGGAAUAAUGAGAGGUUUGCACAUUAUCUUGAAUUCUUUCGGAUAAUGGUUUGGUUUGCAAAAUCUGGACUUUCAGAAAGAUCUUGCACUUCCGACUGGGAAAUGCAUGAACACUUUGAAUUUGUAAUAAUAGGAAGUUUUCCCAUUGACCCGAAUUCUCAAACUUCCAGGAUUGGCUAAUACAAUCUGGGCUGUCAGAAAGCUCCAAAACGUCCGACUUGGCAAGGUGUGAACGCUUUGAAAUUGGAAGAAUUCUCCAACAUUCUGGGUUUGGUUUGCAAAAUCUGAGCUGUCAAAAAAACUAAGCUCUUGAACUUCAGACUCUGCAAUGUAUCAGUGCUUUGAAAUUGGAAUAAUGGGAAAGAUCUCCUGUUUUCCCCAAAUUUUCAGGUUUGGUUAGUGAAAUGUGGGCCUUGAGAAAGCUCCUAAAGGUCCAACUCGGCAGUGCAUGAAUGCUUUGAAAUUGGAAUAACGGAAAGUUUUCCCAAUCUCCCAAAUUCUCAAACUUUAUGGGAUUGAUUUGUAAAAUCUGGGCUCUCAGAAAGCUCUUGAACGUCAAACUUUGCAAUGCUUUGAAACUGGAAUAUUCCCCAAAUUUCUGGUUUGGUUAGUGAAAUCUGUGCUGUCAGAAAACUCCUAAACCUGCAAAUCAGACGUUUACAAGAACACAUUUUCCUGUAGCCAAUUGCCUCACGUUCCAAUUUCGAGGCUUUGAUACACUGCAGAGUCGCAAGUUUAGGAGCUUUAGGAGUGGAGUAUUCACUAACGAAACCCAGAAGUGAGGCAACUGGCUACAUGGACAAGUGUGUCCAAGUAAAUAAUAUAGUAAAAUUGGAAAUUUUGGGCUAGAUUUGAGUGACAACUGCUAAACUGUUUUAAUUGUUAAAAACUAAAAAUAUUAGCAAUACACAAAUUAAUGCAAGUCCAUGUUGUAUGAAAAGUAGACAAAUUUAUGCCCAGUAAAUUUUAAUAAUAAUGUAUAAAUGCUUUAAGUGGGAAAACCAGGAAGUUUCUCAUUUGCCCAAACUCUCCUACAUUAGUUCGUUUUUUAGGCUAAUGGCUUAGCUAGCAUGUUUGUAGUUAAAAAGAACUUCAUAUGCAAUAUAAAAUCAAUAUAAUAUAACAUAAAGUCACAAUAUAAAAUAUAAAUAUAAAGUCACAGUGAUGGCAAACCAAACUUCCAUAUUCAAAAGCAUCAGUAUUCAUCAAUGAAGAAGUCACAACUCACAGAUUUUGACUUCUGAAGUUAGAAUCUUCUGGAAAACAUGGUGAACACAUGACUCCAUUUAAA